AUUGUUUGGGAGAGUGUGAUGAUGAUCUACAUUACUGUAUUGUGUUAUCUCCCUCAUGAAUAGUGUGAAUUCGUGUAAUGUACAGUACAAGGUAUAAGACCAUGAUGUGUACUCUAGCUCUCUUAUUAUUAAUAAUCUCCAGCUUUGAAUAAUCUUUUUAAGGUUUGACAGAUAACGGUAGGGCUAUUCCCUUUGGAUUUCCAUGAUUCGUAGAACAUUAACCAACCUCUUGAAAAGUGCUGCAUCAUCUUUAAAAAUGGCUGACGCUGUCCCGGUGACUACAGCACUGUCUGCUCAUGAUGGAGAUGGCACAGUGGUAUCAGCCAGAGCAGACGAUAGGAAGAGGGCAGCAGACAAUUUGCUAGAUGAUAAAGAGAGCAAGAUACAGAAAACAGAGGAUACUGUCAGCAGCACAAUCACCAAUGGUGGUAGUGAAGGUCAAAAACGAAACAAGGUGUUAAAACGUAAAGUAGCCAUUCUUCUUUCUUACGCUGGGGCAAACUAUGUCGGCAUGCAGAGGAACCCGGGAGUACAGACCAUUGAGGAGGAUCUGGUGAAUGCAUUGGUCAAAUCGGGAGCCAUCCCUGAGGAUUGUAGAAGGAACAUGAAUAAGAUGAGCUUUCAGAGAUGUGCAAGGACAGACAAGGGGGUAUCGGCAGCAGGUCAGGUAGUCUCACUCAAGCUACUCAUGCUUGAUAACCUGGUAGAUAAAAUCAAUGAGCAUCUACCACCGGUCAUCCGCGUCAUGGAUGUUGUAAGGACAACAGGAGGGUUUAACUGCAAGAAUAAUUGUGAGUUCAGGACCUACAUGUAUCUGCUACCAACAUUUUCUUUUACUCCGCUAGAGAGCUUCACAGAGGAGAAAUACAGAGUUACUGAUGAAAAGAUUGAGGAAGUGAACGAGCAACUCAAGAAAUAUAUCGGCACUCACAAUUUUCACAAUUUUACAUCAGGAAAACCCUACAAAGAUCCCAGUGCCAAUAGAUACAUGAAGGAAUUCACAUGUGAAAAGGGCUUUGUGGAUGAUGGCUUAGAGUUCGCUGUCAUCAAGGUCAAAGGUCAGAGCUUUAUGCUCCAUCAAAUUCGCAAGAUGAUUGGUCUUGUUCUAGCUGUGGUGAGAGGUCUGACCCCACCUAGUACUAUUGAGAGAGCCUUUGAAGAACCCAAGCUAGACAUUCCUAGAGCACCUGGCUUAGGCCUGGUAUUAGAAUCGGUUCAUUAUGACUGCUACAACAGACGAUGGGGCAGUGAUGGGCUCCAUGAACCACUCUCCUUCGAGCGUUCUAAGGAUAAAGUUGAGGCAUUCAAACACAAGCACAUCUAUCCCAACAUCAUCGUCAGAGAAAAGUACAACAAGUCUAUGUUUCAAUGGUUGACAACGCUUCCCCUUCACACCUAUGACGUAGUAGGAACCAGGAAUCCAUUGAGAAUUGCACAUACAGAGAUGAAAGCAGCCAUUGAAAAUCAGGGCAAUUCAUCAUCAUCAUCCAUUGAAGCAUCUAACACUGCUAAAGAGUCGGCCAUCCAGGCAGAGCUGAAAGAGAGAUCAGAGACCUCAUCAAAACACCUACAAGAAACAGAGCCAAUCCAUUACGAGGGAAGUGAUUCUAAGCAGGACUCUCCAUCCUCACCAGCCAGGAGUCAGGAAGAAAGCAGAACAGAAACACUUUCAACAAAUAAGACUGAUGAGACCUUAUAAGAUGGAGUAAACUGAAAAUCCCAUCAAGAAAUCAUGGUCUGCAAAUUCAACCAGUGCUUGAAACUCUGAAUGUCAUCAUCUAUCAAAUUGAAACAUUGAAUUACUUUUAAAAUUGGAAAGAAAGUGAAUCCAUUGAUACCAUUAAUUCAGCAUUGCUGAAGAGAUGACGCUAUGGAAUAUUGGAUGUUACUAAUGGAUUCAAUUUUGAAGUCAUUUUAGAUUUGCUUUUAUUUAUUUUUAUAAAUUAUUUCAGGAUUUUUAAAUGUUUAUACACACAUAAUUAAUUAUGAUGAUAAUCAUUUUUUAAAUAUGUUUUUCUUCAAACUUUUAUUGCAGAUUUUAGCUGUUUACAUUGCUAUCAUGAUGACAAUCAUUUAAUACAGAUCUUUAAAAUGUGUUGUAGAGUAUACAGUGUCUGUAGAUGAACAAUGCUGGAAAUAACAGUUCUCAACCUGAAUAUUGUCAAUCUUAUUAAUUGCAUACCAUAUGAAAGAAUGUAAUAGCCUUUGUUUUUCACCUUGUUGCAAAUUUUUAUCAGUCAUGCGGGAAUGAUUAUGAAUCAUAAAAUGUGGUAAUGCAUCUUAUCAUACCUUUUGUGAUCAGUGAAGAGUAACAUGCAAUGCUUCAAUAAGCAUUGCUUACCUAAUUAUUUUCAUGAUCGGUAAUGCACAAGUACAUGAAAAACAAAGGCCUUACUUUUUUUUUUUUUUUUUUUAAGAUUUACAAUUAUAUAGAUGUUGUGAUUGUGCGGUUAGCAAUUUUUUUUUCCAGCAUGGUUCAUCUUUUCCUUUUUAAAGUGCUGUUAUUGAUAAGUGUACAAAUUUCCUGGGAUACUGCAGAUACAUCUACAUGCUUCUGGGUGCGCAUCUCAUCAAUCUCUCUUGAGGGGCUACUGAACUGAACUGUAACAUGAAAAAUGUCCCUUAACACUUCAGCCUAUUGUAAUAACAUUCCCUUUUAUAGAAAUUCUUAGAUGCUUUUUUUGUUUUCUUUUUCUGAUCUCAAUAUGUGGUUGUUGUAUGGCUCAGGAAAUGCCAAGAGUCUGCAGUUAAAAAAAAACAGUGUUCAGGCCAAGCCUCCCUUUCCUGUGUUUAUUAUACAUGUAGAAGCUUCAUUUUAGAACUUACCAACAGACCAGAUAGGAGUUUCAUAAAGCUGUUCGUAAGUUAAGAGCGACUUUAUGAAUGACUGGUGGCACUUUCUUGAAGCACCAUAUUUUCAUUGGUGUAGAUUUAGCUCCUAAGAAAGGAUAACCAGUUGUUUGUAAAGUCGCUUGUCACUUAAGACUUACAGCUUUAUGGAUCACCCAUCUGAUGUGUGUUUCAUAAAGCUGUUUGUAAGUUACAAGUGAUUUUACGCACAUGUGUGCCUUUCCCGGCAGCCUAUGAUAUUCACCAAUGAAAAAAGAGGGUACUAUCAUUGCUCACAAAUUUUUGUUUAAGUUAUGAGUAGCUUUAUGAAAAGGCCCCCUGGGAGUAUUACACAAUGCCUUUUUUGAAGUUGUACAUGGCUUCUCAUACAACUGAAAUAUGAAGGGUGAAAUUAAAUGCCCAGUGCUUUUCCUGUGUCCAUUGGAAAAAGAAUUGCAAUCAAAUAUAAUUUCAUUUUCAACUAAUGAGAAGACUGCAUUUCUGACUUGCAUAUGAUUUUUAUGAGACGUGUUUAAUUGCAACUCUAUCUGUAAAUUCUCUCUGAUGUCAUCAAUAUAUGACUUGCAUCAUUAAUUAUAAAAUAGUAAUCACGUUAAAAUUAUUGGAAAAUGUUCAACUUUAUUUAUUCUUUAAAAAAAAGCCAUUCUCUCGGUUCACCAUGUUCAAAUUAUUCACAAAUUUGUUAAUAUCUUUACAAACAGCUAAAUGAAACAGCUCCUAGAUUUGUGGAAAAGGGGUAGGGGUGGGCAAUCAUAGAUACCGUACCGUCAUGUGUAAGAAUAAAUGCAUGGCUUUACAAGA
Lytechinus pictus (painted urchin) is the source of this 3651-nucleotide messenger RNA. RefSeq names its product pseudouridylate synthase 1 homolog. Gene Ontology annotation, molecular function: pseudouridine synthase activity; RNA binding. The transcript has 11 exons. Bases 203 to 1699 code for a protein of 498 amino acids. The record is from RefSeq and is a predicted model, not a curated record. Lineage: Eukaryota; Metazoa; Echinodermata; Echinoidea; Temnopleuroida; Toxopneustidae. Gene Ontology annotation, biological process: tRNA pseudouridine synthesis; mRNA pseudouridine synthesis. Gene Ontology annotation, cellular component: nucleus.